Molecule: messenger RNA, 441 nt
Organism: Penaeus indicus
Lineage: Eukaryota; Metazoa; Arthropoda; Malacostraca; Decapoda; Penaeidae
Exons: 4
Coding region: 1-441 (146 amino acids)
Source: RefSeq, a predicted model, not a curated record
AUGAGAUUUUCGCCGCAACGCAACCCGGAUGCUGGUGUUGUUGUCCAUCGGAAGAUACUUGUAAUGGAUCACUUCCUAAGCGGCCUAGACGCUGGACCGAGCCCAUGGUAUGCAUCCCGUCCCCCAGUGUCUAGCCAUGCCCAUGAGUUUGCGAUUGGCACGAGUUCUUUCCAGUUGAUACCGAUCACUGGCAGUAACAGCCACACUCCGAGUAGCCAUACUUCAUAUAGUACAAGCAACACACUGAAUUCUCACUCAGCCUUCAGAUCUCCUGCAGACCCCAAGGUUAAGUCUGAGGUCAAAGAUGAUGAUGACAGUCGGGAAAGUAAAUCGCCAACACCUUCUGUAGCCCUCACCCCUUUAUCAACCAACAUGGCUCACCAUAGCCACAAGGCAAAAAACAGUAAGUUCUUUUUGCUGUUGUAUCAGGAGUUGAAGUAG